Molecule: messenger RNA, 234 nt
Organism: Dicrocoelium dendriticum
Lineage: Eukaryota; Metazoa; Platyhelminthes; Trematoda; Plagiorchiida; Dicrocoeliidae
Source: the annotation of a GenBank genome assembly
AUGUUUGGCGCUACCUGGAGCCUCCUACUAAUUUUGCCGAUUGUUUCGAUGAACACAACCACUGAAACCGAGGCUCCUGGAACGGAAGCUUGCGAAGCGUACUGCGAACGACAUGCUGGUCUGGUUCUCAGUACGUUGGGAUCAAGCAACAUCACAGAGGAGCUUCAAGCAAAAAUCGAAACGUACCUUAAUUGCGAGGACGAGUGCCUACUUGCCGUGGCGCGCAGCCACUGA